AUGGCGACCGUGGAAACAUUGACUUCCGCCCCGAUACCUUCGUCGGCAGCAUGGUUCCAAAUCGGCAAGCGGCCAUUGCUGGCCAGUAACAAAGAGGGUUUCCCGUCGAAGAAAGUUGCCUCAAUGCCAGAAUUUGUCACAUUUGAUGCGUCGAAACAUCUGGAGUUCACCCCACCCUCGAAACUGUACACGAUGGAAGAGCUGGGCUUCUCUGGUAGCAAAGGGGUUUCCCCUAUCGGUGUAUCGGAACCGUUCUCACUGUUCUCUGCCGAAGCUGUCCAGCAAAUGAGAAAGGAGAUUUUGAACCCGGAGGUGCGAAAAAAGUACGAAUAUUCGAGUGACCUGGCCCAAUGUCAACUGAGAGGAUAUGCAGCGGACUGUGCACCGUUCAUUUAUGAUGCAUGGAAAAGUCCCGAGACUCUAGAGAUUGUCUCAAGUAUCGCUGGCGUUGAUCUUGUCCCUGCCAUGGAUUUUGAGAUUGGCCACAUCAAUUUUUCCGUGAGCAGCGAGGAAGAUAAAUCGAGGGAUCUUGCUGCUGCGGCAGAGAAUAAAGAGCGCAAGGCCAGAGGGGAGUUGCAAGAAGAUGAAAGUCCUAUCGUGGACUGGCACACUGAUAGUUACCCGUUUGUUUGCGUGACUAUGCUGUCCGAUUGUACCAACAUGAUCGGUGGCGAGACCGCUCUCAGAAAUGGAAACGGUGAGGUGGUGAAGGUCCGCGGGCCGCAAAUGGGCUCGGCCGUGAUUCUGCAAGGUCGGUAUAUCGAGCAUAAAGCGCUUCGGGCACUGGGUAUGACAGAGCGGAUCACAAUGGUAACAUCUUUCCGUCCCCGAUCGUCAUCCAUAAAGGAUGAUAGUGUUCUCACAACGGUUCGUCCCGUCUCAAUACUCGGUGACUUGUAUCAUCAAUUUGCGGAGUAUCGCUUCGAGAUGCUUCAGGAUCGAUUCCGUGAUGCCAAUCGGUUCAUGCGGGACCAGAAAAGAGCAAGGCGUCAAUUUGAUACGGCCAGUCUCAAGCUGUUCAUUCGCGAACAGAUCGAUUUUUUGGAGCAUAUGGAUAAGGAGAUUGUUGAAGAUGACAAAGUCCAGAAGGGCAUGUCCGAUGGCAAUCACCUUCGCUCGGACGAACUAAAACAGCAAUGGAACAAGAAACAGCUCCACACUGCUAAAAAGUAA
Molecule: messenger RNA, 1173 nt
Organism: Penicillium expansum
Lineage: Eukaryota; Fungi; Ascomycota; Eurotiomycetes; Eurotiales; Aspergillaceae
Exons: 3
Coding region: 1-1173 (390 amino acids)
Source: RefSeq, a predicted model, not a curated record